Molecule: messenger RNA, 831 nt
Organism: Selaginella moellendorffii
Lineage: Eukaryota; Viridiplantae; Streptophyta; Lycopodiopsida; Selaginellales; Selaginellaceae
Product: scarecrow-like protein 34
Exons: 2
Coding region: 1-831 (276 amino acids)
Biological process (GO): regulation of DNA-templated transcription
Cellular component (GO): nucleus
Molecular function (GO): DNA-binding transcription factor activity; sequence-specific DNA binding
Source: RefSeq, a predicted model, not a curated record
AUGGCAAAAGACUGCUCUGCGAGCUCACGGAAAUUCUCAUGGACUGCGCCCGCCGUGGCUGCCAACAAUUCUACCGAAGUCCAUGAGCUCGUGAGAGAGAUCAGAACUUUAGCCUCACCUCAGUUGCGUCCAGUGGAGAAGGCUGUCCGGGUGUGGAGCUCGGAUGUACGCUGCGAUGCACCAGGACGUGACGAGGAUGCAGAGUAUCUCCAUCCGGAUGAAUCUUCCCAGCCUCCGGGCCAUGGAGCGCUUCACCAACCAGAUGAUCCUGCCAAGCGCGUCCACAUAAUUGACUAUGGGGUCCUCUAUGGCGAUCAGUGGCCGUCGCUCAUCAAGGCGCUGUCCGAGAGAGCCGAGGGGCUGCCACUAUUCAAGAUCACCGGCAUUAACUUCCCGUCCCGUGUCAACCUCGAGAAAACCGGCUGGUCGACUACGUGUGGGAUGCACCUCGAGUUGCACUCCAUCGCCACCGUGGCAUGGGAGUCAGCGCAGCCGAGAUAUCAUCCUUUGGAUGUGGCACGUCUGCGAGGACGGGAUCAUCGACAGCCCCGGAAGCUCUUCUUCGAGAAGAUCCUCAGCUUCAAGCCUGUUAUGUUGUUCCAGUCCGUGGUGCACGCUGACAUAAGCUCUCCAUUUUUUAUCCACCGCUUCGACAGGGCCUGGAGGAGCUUCCUGGCGAGGCUGGAGUCGUUCGAGGAGACGAUGAAGCUCGGGUUGAUCGACCAGUCGCAGCUUGACUUCAUGGAUAUGUGGAGCGCAUCUCCUCGUGCAAAACCUGGGACCGCCUGGCUCGAGAUGGUCAUGUCCAUUUGCGAGAACUUGACUUGCUGA